This is a messenger RNA of Harpia harpyja (harpy eagle), 6278 nucleotides long. RefSeq names its product antigen WC1.1-like. The record is from RefSeq and is a predicted model, not a curated record. Gene Ontology annotation, cellular component: membrane. The coding region runs from base 75 to 3335 and encodes 1086 amino acids. The transcript has 16 exons. Lineage: Eukaryota; Metazoa; Chordata; Aves; Accipitriformes; Accipitridae.
ACAGAGAAGCCCAUGCAGAGUUUGGUCUAGGCAGCGCCUAACAGACAGUGAAGUUUCAUCUGUCUGCAAUCAGGAUGGCAACAAAAGGACAUCUUUCUACCCCAGUGUUGUGGCUGCUUUUCCUCUCCAUUCAGGUCUCCCUGGGUGCUGACGAAUUGAGGCUGGCAAAUGGAACUAGACCCUGCUCUGGGAGAGUGGAAGUAAAACAUCAGGAGCAGUGGGGAACUGUGUGCGAUGGUGACUGGACCAUGAAAGAUGCUGAGGUUGUUUGUAAGCAGCUACGAUGCGGAUUUGCUCUUCAGGCUCUUAAUCGAGCUCCGUUUGGAGAAGGAUCUGGACCAACGUGGUUGUAUCGACUUGAUUGCCGUGGUGAUGAAUCCGCUCUCUGGAAUUGCUCACAUGCAGGAUGGGGUGCUUUUACCUGCCCUCAUUACUUUGAUAUUGGAGUGGUCUGCUCAGGUUUCUCUAGGCUGCAUCUGACUGGAGGGGACACUGCCUGCUCAGGACAUCUGAAAGUACAGCAGGAAGAAACCUGGGCUACGGUCUGUUUUUCACACAUUGACUUCAAAACUGCCUCUGUUAUAUGUAAAGAGUUAGAAUGUGGCCAGCCUGUGGAUAUCUUGAGAGGAACUCACUUUGGAGACAGACGUGAACUGAUCUGGCAAGAAGAGUUUCACUGUGUAGGGAAUGAGACUUGCCUUGCACAGUGUCCCAGGAUGCUGCACCAUAAUAAGACAUGCUCUUAUGAUGCCACUGUUGUAUGUUCAGGCUAUGGUGGGUACAGGCUGGCAAAUGGCAGCACCAGAUGUUCAGGGAGAGUAGAGCUUGUUCAUGGAGGCACGUGGGGAACCCUGUGUGACUACCUGUGGGAUUUCCCAGCUGCUGACGCCCUCUGCCAGCAGCUGGACUGUGGAAUUGCCCUAAUGAUACCAGAUGGACAGUCCUUCGGGAAAGGAAAUGGAUCUGUCUGGAAUGGCACAUUCAGCUGCAAGAAGAAUGGCUCACACCUGAGGGACUGCCUUGUGAGUGUGCUAGGUCAUGAUGAAUGCCCUGCUGGAAAAGAUGCUCGUGUGGUAUGUUCAGGGUGCCCAGGUGUCAGGUUGGUGAACGGCACCACAUGCUCUGGCAGAGUGGAGGUCCGCCAUAGAGACAUGUGGGGAAGACUCUGCCGCUCUCACUGGAAUUUGCAAGCUGCCAGCGUUCUCUGUCAUCAGCUGAACUGUGGCUAUGCAAAGUCAAUCCAGACAGGAGACCAUUUCGUGGAUGGGGAUGGGCCCAUAUGGAGAGAUGCUUUUCACUGUGAAGGGACAGAGUCCUGCCUAUGGGAUUGUGCUCAAGUGACUUUGGGCAAUCCAGCCUGUUCAGCCAGAGAAGCAGCCACUGUUAUUUGCUCAGGUCUUGCUGAACCACUCAGACUCUCAGGUGGUGAGAGCCGCUGUGAUGGGCGAGUUGAGAUCUCACUCCAUGGCAUGUGGAGGAGAGUCCUGGAUGAUGACUGGAACAUUAAGGAUGCUCAUGUGGUGUGCAGACAGCUCCAGUGUGGAACUGCCGAGAAAGCCUAUUACCUUCCAAGGUCUGAGCGAGGCAUGGGUCCUGUUGGCUUAAGAAGUGUCCAGUGUGCUGGACAUGAGACUCAGCUGAUGCUCUGUAACACCUCCUAUUCUCAGACAGUGCCAACAGGAGUUGCUGAAGACAUUGGUGUGUUUUGCUCAGGUAGCAGACAGAUCAGGCUGGUGAAUGGAACAAACCGCUGUGCUGGGAGAGUAGAGCUUUAUCAUGAUGGCAUCUGGGGCACCGUCUGUGAUGAUAACUGGGAUCUAUCAGAUGCUAAUGUUGUUUGCAAACAGCUGGGAUGUGGACAUGCCAUCAAGGAAUUUGUCUCUGCUCAUUAUGGCGAAGGCUCAGGACAUAUCUGGCUGGACGAUGUGAACUGCACUGGGGCUGAAUCUGAUCUCUGGGCAUGUCCCUCUAGGGCAUGGGGCCAGCACAACUGCCAACACAAAGAGGAUGCAGGAGUCCUGUGCUCAGAGUUCCUGUCUCUGAGGCUGGUGAAUGGCAAUGGCUGUGCUGGGCGGCUAGAAGUUUUCUACAAUGGGACAUGGGGGAGCAUUUGCUCCAAUCGUAUGUCUCAACUCACUGCAAUAACUGUAUGCAAACACCUGAACUGCGGAGACAAUGGGGAAAUUGCAGGAGACUUCAAAUAUGGCAGAGGUUCUGGGCCCAUGUGGCUGGACCACGUUGAGUGUACUGAGCAACAUAGCUCCCUCUGGCAAUGUCAGUCAGACCCCUGGAAUCCUCAGUCGUGUGAUAACCGAGCAGAAGAGACCCAUAUUUCUUGCACUGGAAGAAAACAGGCAACGUCUCCAGCCACAUUUGCUGAGUGUCCAAACUCUACGAGUUGUUCAGACAGGGACAAGUUACGAGUCAUAGGAGGAGAGGACAGAUGCUCAGGCAGAGUGGAGAUUUGGCACCAAGGUUCUUGGGGAACAGUCUGUGAUGAUUCCUGGGACGUGGCAGAUGCUAAUGUUGUAUGCAGGCAGCUGGGUUGUGGAUCUGCUGUGUCUGCUCUGACUGAAGCUGCCUUUGGGGAAGGGACUGGUCCCAUCUGGUUGGAGAAGGUGCACUGUAAAGGAACAGAGCUGUCUCUUUGGGAAUGUCCUGCCAAGCCCUUGUUCGGCAAAAACUGUGAUCAUAAGGAAGAUGCUGCUGUGAAUUGCUCUGGUAUGACAGAAACAACAGCAUCACCUACUAGAGCAGAUCUUCCCCGCCGCCCUGCCACAGAGAGUAUGAGAAUUUCAACGCCUGUCAUCUUCUGCAUUAUCCUGGGGGUCCUUCUCUGCCUGGUCCUUGCCAUUCUUGCCAGACAGAGCCGAAGUGCCAGGGCACAGCAGAGAGGCUCCAGACUGUCCUAUGACCCCUUCUCUGAGGCUGUCUAUGAAGAGAUCGACUAUAACGUGAUGAGAGAAAAGCAGGGCAUGACUGGCCUCUCAGAUUCUUAUUCAGAGAGUUCAAAACCAAAGGCACAGUUUUACACUGGGGACAGUGAUGAAGAAAAUGAUCCUGGAGCAACUCAAGAGGUCUCUCCACUGCCUGGAAAUGCCCUGGAAGAUGGUUAUGAUGAUGUGACAGAAGCUCCUGGACCUAAAGAUGCUUCUCUUUCUGGGCAGAAUGAACAGGAAAUCAUUGGGAUCCCUCAAGAACAUGACAGAAACAAGGAUGCACGGACAGACUGGAGUCCUAAUGUGUCAGGAAGCAGGACCUCCGAGGCUGCAAGGCAUUCAUCCCCUGCUCUUGAAGAUACGGGCUAUGAUGACAUUGAAGAGCUAGGACAAUGAUAGAGGCUGCUGAGCUGUACUGACCACUUUUGGAAAUACAACUCUGUUCAUAAAAUGCUAAUCGGGUACUAGUAGAACCAGAACAACCUGCAUUUAGGAUUAGUUUACCUAAGUUUGGCUUAUUUGCAGAGAAGUGAUUACAUACUUAGAAGAUAUACAAGCAUGACUGUUAAGAAAAUCUUUCUAAUUUCCCAUAUAAUUUCUUGUUGCCAAGACUGCCUGGACACUUUUUGUGUUUUAUUUCUAAAUAUUUUCAUUGUAUUUUUUUUUUCUACUGAGAUAAUAUAUCAUGACAUUUUCUUAUUAGAAACUGUUUAAAGAUCUCCUCUCAAAUUUAUGCUUCUCUUCGCAGAUGCACAGGACAGCUUUCUGGAGAUUGUUAGGAAUGGAGACUGAACUGCAAGAAAAUCAUCAAAGUUCUGUUUCAUCUUUUGGAUAUUCUUGCUUGUCACACAGAAUGUGAGGACUAGAAUUAAUUUUCUAGAUAGUGCUUUGUGAGAUGAGAAACUCAGCAAGAAGUUAUUCUUGUCCUCACUUUAGAUGCAGCUCUGCCGUUUGAAUUAUGUACAAGAGAAUCACACAUUCGAUUGGAGGGAAAAGCUUCUCUUCUCUUUCCUCCCUCCAUAGCAUGGUGACUUAUUGUCUCCCAAAGUCAUACCAAUUACAUAGUAAGAGAAAGUUUAAUUUCUUUCCAUAAAUGGCAAGUGAUGGUCAUACCUAUACAUGUCUGUCAUGUCAUUUCUUUCAGUCGUAUCAAGGCAGAUUGAAAAAGUCCACAUGUUGAUGGAAUAGAAGUUGAAGUAUUGUUGUCUUGGCUCGUAAUGAAAUUUCUUUCAGGUCUUGAAACAAAAAGCCUCCCUUGCAUUCUGUCAUCUCUCUCGGACUCCACUUAUCCCUCAAAACCUGAGCCCUACCCUUCCAGUAGGCACUCCCUCUCCACCCAAGAAAGCUGCUAAUUUAUUCAAGAAUGUGAAGGAAAUUUUUUAUAAACCUUAUUCAGAUCAACUAAGUAUCUCAAAAGAAAAAGGUCUGAAACUUCAACAUGGGUAUGAUUUUUGGGAUCAGAGGUUAAAUGUAGUGGAAACGCAGGCUGUUGAGAAUUUGCCUAGAGCAUGCCAGCGUAAUGAUGUGUCUAGAAGAAAUACCUGUGAGAGUCACCAUAAACUAGAUGAGACUUAUUUGUACGUAAAAACAACAGUUGUUCUAGCCAUCACGAUACAUCAAGAAAUGUGAGUUUGUCCCAGACAGCUGAGAAGACACACAGAAAAGCAAAUCCUUGCCCAAACAAUCUCACUAUCCUCAUUAGCCCAGCAUCAGGACACCUUACAACCCUGUGCCAAGGACUGAGGCAGAAGAGACUGCACUGAGAUGAACUGAAUACUUCUUUGUAUUCAGUGAGUAUCCUGGCAAAUCUAUGCUUCCCUGGCUGUCUCCCUCUCCACACUGAAUGAAGCUUCCUGUGCAAUAUCGUGAGAGCACAGGAGUACUCUGUACUGCUAUGAUUCUGUGAUGCGUAGGAUGUUUCUAUCUGUGUAACUUUAUCCUUUCCAAGCCAGACGGGAAGUAGUGAGGAAGAAAUUCAAAAGGAAAGACAAGUCUGGCAAAGACAAGACACUUUGUUAAAAGAAAUCCUAAGGAAAAGGAACCACCUUAACAUUUAGCUCCAGGCAAGAGUGGUUUACUUCUUCCCUGGUUAAACCUAGGAUCACAGGGGGACAUAAAGCCAUCGCAGCAGCCAAGUCUUUGAGAAAGGAAUUCUUACUGAUUGCUUCUCCUGCAGCAGCAGCAAGACCUAACAGGCAUGCUACAGGCAUGCUGUGAUACACAGAAGGAGAGAAACACAUACAUCCAUGUAAUUUAACUGCAUCACGCCAUCUGCUUUUCCUGGCUCACUAAUAGAAAAACUAGAGUGGAAAUAGAGAGUGUUUGCCAGGAAUAGGAAAAGGCAGCAGAAACUGACGGGGGCAACCAAUUCUGUGCCAGAAACAGGUGUAGCAGACUACUUAUCCCUGUCAGAAUUACCGAUACAGAACAGGACAUCCCCUCCCUGGGUGCACUGGGCUGGGCUCCAGCGACCGGGAAGGAGGAAUCCCCUGGGCAUCAGAGAUGGCAACAACUGAUGUCAUUGGGAUGAUCCAGUUCAGCUGAGUACUCCCCAGGUGACCAUAUAUAAGGGCAUAUAAUCCUCAUUGUGGCAAGUGGACUGAUCUUGGAAAUAUGCCCACAGUGUUCAAAUUUGUAACCAAAAGCCUAUAGCAUUAUGGAUGCACCUGAAUGGGACCUGUCCAAUGAAAUUUUUAGGAUAACUGAAGUAAUUGGUUUGAAAGCAUAUUAACAGAACACAAGAAUAAUAAGAGAUGUAAAGUGGCUUAACUGUGUGUCCUGGUUUUGGCUGGGAUAGAGUUAAUUUUCUUUCUAGUAGCUGGUAUAGUGUUAUGUUUUGGAUUUAAUAUGAGAAGAAUGUGAUAACACACUGAUGUUUUCAGUUGUUGCUAAGCAGUGUUUAUACUAAGUCAAGGAUUUUUCAGCUUCUCAUGCCCAGCCAGCAAGAAGGCUGGGGGGGGCACAAGAAGUUGGGAGGGGACACAGCCAGGGCAGCUGACCCAAACUGGCCAAAGGGGUAUUCCAUACCAUGCGACGUCAUGCCCAGUAUAUAAACUGGGGGGAGUUGGCCUGGGGGGGAUCACUGCUCAGGAACUGACUGGGCAUCGAUCGGGCGAGUGGUGAGCAAUUGCAUUGUGCAUCACUUGUUUUGUAUCUUCCAGUCCUUUUAUUAUUAUUAUUAUCAUUAUUAUUUUCUUCCUUUCUGUCCUAUUAAACUGUUCUUAUCUCAGCCCACAAGUUUUACCUUCUUCCUUCCGAUUCUCUCCCCCAUCCCACAGUGUCGUGGUUUAACUCCAGCCAGCAACUAAGCACCAUGCAGCCGCUUGCUCCCCCCCCCCC